ACAGCUGAGCUGAACUCAUCAGAGAAACAGCAGCAUAUUCAUACAGAGAGCUCACAGGGACACACGAUGUGAUCUAAGGGAAGUGAUGAAAGGAAGCUGACGGCGUCUGACACAGUCAGUCAGCAUCCAGACAGCAUGAAGGCUGCAGCUGCCUCUCUGCUCCUGCUCGGUGUGUGUGUGCUGCUGCUGUCUGCACCGACUGUUUCUGCAGGUCUGAUCCUGGAGAUCCCUCCACAUCCUGUGCCAGCAGGAAGUGAUGUCACUCUGCGCUGCAGACAGAGUAAUGGUGACAUCAUCACAGCCUAUUUCCUCUUUAAUGGAAGUCUUGUUGGAAAUAAAAAUAAAUCAGAGUUCAUCAUCACAAACGUCCAGCAGUCUGAUGAAGGUCUCUACUCCUGUGCUACUGAUGUGUUUGGAGAAUCUCCUCCGGGCUUUCUGAGGGUCAGAGACUCCUCCGCUCCUCCCUCCUCCUCCUCCAUCCUCGUUCCGGUUGUAGCAAGUCUGGUUUCCGUGGUUCUUCUGGUUUUGGUGGUUUGGGGAGUUCUCUGGAGGAAACAGAAAGCAGCGCUCCACUCCUCCUCUCCUGUACAUGUGAACUGCAGUGACGUCACCAUCACACAGAGAGACAACAGGAGAGGUAAAAGUCCUGAUGAUCCAGAUGUUAUCUACUCUGAUGUGAGGACUCGCACUUCAGGCCCUGAUGAUGUUGUUUACCGUGAGGUGAUCUUCAGAAGGUAGAGGAAAGCUGGUGAGACAACAGAGCAGUCAGCUGAUCCAGGUGUUGUGCAUUGAUUGAGAGCAGGAAGCUGAGGACACACUCGGUCUGAUGGACGACCUUCAUCCUUCACUCUGCUCCUCUUCUUCUCUUUGUGUCUCCUGAAACUCAGUUAUUUGAUUGUUCAUCAUGAAGAGCUGCACAAAACAUUUUAAACUUUUUAGGAUUUUCUGUUUCUAUGCAGAUAUGAUCUGAUGGAAAAUAUAAAAAAUAUAUAUCAAUAACAUUUAAACAAAUAAAUCAUUCAGUAAAAUGAGCCUCAGUCUCAGGAUGUUUUUAAUAAUUCAGUUACACACAGACAGUCAGUGACGGCUCCUCUCCUCAGCUUUCCUGCUGCCAUCAGAUGCUUGUUGUUGGAAAUCUCACUCCUCAUGCACUGGUAUGAUCAGCACUUGGUGACAGUAGGAAGGAAGAACUCCCUUUAACCUGAAGAAUGUUUUACUUUUAACAUCUUUCUGUAUGAUUGUCAGUGUUUUAUGUUACUGCAUGAUUGCUUUUCUUUCAUCUUUCAAGUCUCAUGUAUUGAAUAAAAUCCCCGAAACCCAUAAAAUAAAAUCAUGUCUGAAAAUUUAUCAGUCUCAUAAUUAAACACAACACCUGUGAAUGCAGAUGUAGAACCUGGAGCUACCUUUAAUGGUUUUUUACAAAGAGAACAGGUGGUCCCACACUGAGUGGGAAAGGUGAAGAUGUGGACAGAGUGUGCAGGCAGGUGAGUUCUCCCAGAGUGACUCCAACAUGUUAUCCUGAAGGAGCUGUGAGUGACUGGCUGAGGAGUUCAGAGAGGAGACAACAUGCAGAGGUCCAAGGACAGAGACUGAACGUUUACCCUGCUAAAGCUUUCAAACUGCUGGAGGAUGAA
This is a messenger RNA of Oreochromis aureus, 1634 nucleotides long. RefSeq lists its product as uncharacterized. Bases 136 to 738 code for a protein of 200 amino acids. The transcript has 9 exons. Gene Ontology annotation, molecular function: transmembrane signaling receptor activity. The record is from RefSeq and is a predicted model, not a curated record. Lineage: Eukaryota; Metazoa; Chordata; Actinopteri; Cichliformes; Cichlidae. Gene Ontology annotation, biological process: cell surface receptor signaling pathway.